AUGGUUCCUUUCCGUGAGUUGAAGUUUGACAACAUGCAUGAUGUUCUUAACGAUGAUUUCAAUGAGAGGUACUUGGUUGAUGUCAUGGGGGAAAUUACACACGUCGGAAACUACCAUGGAUAUGAGCGGAACGGAGUAUCGACUGAUAUUAGAGACAUUGAAAUCGAAUCUCAAGGGAAAAAAAUUAAAUGUUUGUUAUACGGAGAAUUUGUCAAAAAUCUAGAUGAAGUUCUAAGUGGAGAAGAUAACAAACAUGUUGUUGUUAUCAUAUUACUGGGAGCAGUAACAAGGCAUCAAGGUGAAAAUCAGUUAACUACUGGGUUAAAUUGCACAACAGUCAUGUUCAAUCCUAACAUUCAUGAAGCGGUUUGCUACAGAGACAGGUUAUUUGAGUGUGACGCGGUUCAAACACAGGUAAUGAAUGUCCUUCUAGAAAGCUUCAAAUCUACUGAAGAAGAUGAGUUUCUAAAAUUAUUUCCACGGGCAAACCUCGAAAAUUUGGCCGCGUGUAAAUCGCGGACAAUAUUCAUUGUGUAUGCUGCGAUUGAGAAAAUUGUGAACACAGAUGAUUGGUACAAGCUGUUGAUGAAUGUUGCUGACAAUACUGGAUCUGCAACUAUGAUAAUUUUUGAUCGCGAUGGUAUUUCUCUGAUCAACAAAAAGAGCAAUGAAAUUUUGGAUGAUAUGAAAAAGAACGGCUGCAUGGAACACCCCCCAAAAGAAAUUGGUGAUUUAAUUCACAAGGAAAUUCUUUUCAAGGUCGAAGGGAAGGAUAGAUUCGGAAAGUGGUUCAAGUUGGCAUUUAAUGUGCUCAAAAUUUGCAUGGACCCAGAAAUAAUUUCAAAAUUCAAGUCAAAUUUACAAGUGCAUAUAUGA
Lotus japonicus is the source of this 876-nucleotide messenger RNA. RefSeq lists its product as uncharacterized. The record is from RefSeq and is a predicted model, not a curated record. NCBI's taxonomy places the organism in Eukaryota, Viridiplantae, Streptophyta, Magnoliopsida, Fabales, Fabaceae. The coding region runs from base 1 to 876 and encodes 291 amino acids. The transcript is spliced from 8 exons.